Messenger RNA from Loa loa (African eye worm), 333 nucleotides. RefSeq lists its product as hypothetical. Gene Ontology annotation, biological process: protein phosphorylation. Gene Ontology annotation, molecular function: protein kinase activity; ATP binding. NCBI's taxonomy places the organism in Eukaryota, Metazoa, Nematoda, Chromadorea, Rhabditida, Onchocercidae. Bases 1 to 333 code for a protein of 110 amino acids. The transcript has 3 exons. The record is from RefSeq and is a predicted model, not a curated record.
AUGGCCAAAUCAAAAGAAAUAAAUCCGAAUGAAUUACCAAAUAAACGUUGGCUUGCACCAGAAGUUCUUACAACGAAACGGUUGACAUUUGAAUCAGAUGUAUUUGCAUUUGCAUUUUUGAUGUAUGAAGUUCUGACGAUGAAUGUGCCAUAUGAGACAAUCGGGGAUGAAAAUGUGCUCGAUUAUAUCGCCAAAAAUCCAUAUGUUCGUCCAACAGUACCAUCGACAGUUCCACAUUGGCUAAGAGAAUUAGUGAAUGAGUGCUGGAGAGCAUGUCCGACCAAAAGACCUAAAAUGUCAUACGUAUGGCAAGAAUUUAAGAACAACAAAUAA